Impatiens glandulifera is the source of this 1669-nucleotide messenger RNA. Its product is annotated as photosystem II stability/assembly factor HCF136, chloroplastic. NCBI's taxonomy places the organism in Eukaryota, Viridiplantae, Streptophyta, Magnoliopsida, Ericales, Balsaminaceae. Gene Ontology annotation, molecular function: protein binding. The record is from RefSeq and is a predicted model, not a curated record. Bases 68 to 1303 code for a protein of 411 amino acids. The transcript has 7 exons.
UGGUUAUGGAUAAGUGGAGGGAGAAAGGAUAGAAUUCUGACAUCUGACAAUAGAGAGAGAAACCGCCAUGGCUACUCUGCAACUAUUUGCUGAUUGUUGUUCAGCUUCAAUGGGGGUUGAAGCAAUCAGAGUAAAGGUUUCUCAUUUCCGUUUCUUCAACGUAAAUUCACUUACAUUACGCAACAACAGGUUCAUUCCGAGAGCCUCCCUUCAGGAAAUACCCCCACCUUCUUCAUCAUCUCCUAAAACUCGGAGGAAUUUCCUGACUGAAUCCGCCGCGCUCUCCAUUUCCGUCGUCGGAAUCGAUCAGAAGGUUGCAAGAGCAGAAGAUACUCUCUCCGAAUGGGAAAGGGUUUUCCUUCCUAUUGACCCUGGGGUUGUUCUUCUUGACAUUGCAUUCGUCCCAGAUGACCCAAAUCACGGGUUUCUUCUUGGAACACGGCAGACCAUUUUAGAGACGAAAGAUAGAGGAAACAGUUGGUUUCCACGUUCUAUAGCUUCUGCUGAAGAAGAAGACUUCAAUUAUAGGUUUAAUUCUAUUAGUUUCAAAGGAAAGGAAGGAUGGAUUGUUGGAAAACCUGCAAUCUUGUUGUAUACUUCUGAUGCUGGUGAGACCUGGCAAAGGGUACCCUUAAGUUCUCAACUUCCUGGUGAUUUGGUAUAUAUACAGGCAACUGGUGAUAAGGGUGCUGAAAUGGUUACUGAUGAAGGUGCUAUUUAUGUUACUUCAAAUGGGGGCUAUAAUUGGAAGGCCUCUGUGCAGGAGACUGUCUCAGCUACUCUUAAUAGAACAGUUUCUAGUGGGAUUAGUGGUGCCAGUUAUUAUACGGGAACUUUCAAUACUGUUAAUCGUUCUCCUGAUGGUCGGUAUGUUGCUGUAUCGAGCCGUGGGAAUUUCUAUCUGACUUGGGAGCCAGGGCAGCCAUACUGGCAACCACAUAACAGGGCAGUUGCGAGAAGAAUUCAGAAUAUGGGAUGGAGAGCUGAUGGAGGUCUUUGGCUUCUCGUACGUGGUGGGGGUCUUUAUCUAAGCAAAGGAUCAGGGUUAACCGAGGACUUUGAAGAAAUUCAAGUACAAAGUCGUGGUUUUGGAAUUCUUGAUGUUGGCUAUCGUUCCAAGGAUGAAGCUUGGGCAGCUGGGGGAAGUGGGAUUUUGUUGAGAACCACGAAUGGAGGCAAAUCUUGGAUUCGUGACAAGGCGGCAGACAAUAUUGCAGCCAAUCUCUACUCUGUAAAGUUCAUCGAUGAGAGAAAGGGAUUUGUGUUGGGAAAUGAUGGUGUUUUGCUUCGCUAUUUGGGAUGAUAAAUAUUGAUUGAUUGGUUGAUUCUUCCUCAGUCUGCUAAUAUGGUGAGAGCAUCAUACAUAUAAAUAUAUAUAUAAAGAUCUUGUUUCUGUUGUUUUUGUAUGUUAUGAAGAUGAUGAUGAUGAACUCCAAACAGUAUGUGUUGCUUAUCAUCUUGACAAUGAUGGACUUAUGAGUAAUUAAACGGCAAUUCCUCCUCUAACUACUCAUGAGGAUUCAUCAUUUUCUUUUCCAAGCUUUUUUCAUAGAAAUUAUGAAUAUAUGACUUUUUACUCGAAAAUUAUUCAAUAAUAAUGUCAUCCAAUUUGUUACUUUUCAAAUUGAUUAUAUGAGUUUUGGCAUACUUUUAUGUUUUGGUUACAGCU